This is a messenger RNA of Glossina fuscipes, 1052 nucleotides long. Its product is annotated as histone deacetylase complex subunit SAP30 homolog. Gene Ontology annotation, biological process: regulation of DNA-templated transcription. The transcript has 2 exons. NCBI's taxonomy places the organism in Eukaryota, Metazoa, Arthropoda, Insecta, Diptera, Glossinidae. Bases 406 to 930 code for a protein of 174 amino acids. Gene Ontology annotation, cellular component: histone deacetylase complex. Gene Ontology annotation, molecular function: protein binding; transcription coregulator activity. The record is from RefSeq and is a predicted model, not a curated record.
CAAAUUUAUAAAAAAGCUUUAGUUGGCAGCACUAAACAACAAUUAAGAAAAAAUCCGCAUUACAAAUUUGUUAAUCUGCUUAUUUAAAGUCCAGGCUUUAUGAGAAUAUAAAAGUAUAUUAUGUGCAAGAAAUUAUAUACAUUCAUAUAUACAUUUUCCAUUUUAUAAACUUGCACUUAACAAAAAGUGAAAAAAUCACUCCUCUGUUGAAAAAAAAAAAAACAAACUUAAAACAUAUAAAAACGAUUAACUUUUCCAAAUUACUCAAAGCACAUAACAAAGAAAAGUCUGUGUAUUGAAAAAUAUAUAAAAUUAAAUAAGAUUAGUUCUAAACUUUCUCGAGAACUUGAUUGGAAGCUAUUUGUGUCAAAGAAUCACGACAGCAAUAUUGUGCUGCUAACUAUCAUGAACAACGGCUUUAGUACAGGGGAGGAGGAUUCGCGUGGAGGUCAUACUGAUCAGACUUGCUGUUUAAUUGACGAAAAUGAGAGAUGCCGCAAUCCUGCCGGUAACGCCAGUUAUAGUAAACGUAUACAAAAAACCGUCAAAGAGAAGCGUUUAAAAUUGAGCAGCGAUCCUACUUCGCAGCACAUUUAUAUAUGCGACUACCACAAAGAUCGCAUACAAUCGGCUCGUUCAAAAAGGCGCCGUAAGGAAUCUGAGGACGAUAGCAACGACACCGACAUUGAUCUACCUGAAGCGCCAAAUCUUUAUCAGCUUCAAGUCAAUACGUUACGUCGCUACAAGCGUCACUACAAAUUGCAAACUCGUCCAGGCAUGAAAAGAGCACAACUUGCUGAUACUAUUAUGAAGCACUUUAAAACGAUACCUAUUAAGGAGAAGGAAAUUAUUACCUAUUUUGUGUACAUGGUGAAAUCUAAUUCUAAUAAGUUAGAUUUGAAGAAUGGCGUAAACAAUGAUACAACUUGAACUGCCAUUGCAUGUCGCUGUGAAUGGUUGGCUGGUGUUUUUUAGUUUACAUUUAGUGUUUUAAAAAGACAUUGGAGUUUCGGCGUUUUCUUGAAAUUUUUUUUGAUGUAUAAUUUUCAUUC